AUGGACCGAACGAACAUUAUCGGAGGCAACGAACUCGCGCGUGUGAUGGCUUUGUCUUCUCCAGGCAAAGGCAAAGGAAAGGGUAAGAAAAAAGCUCCUGAAUCCCACGCGAGCAGUCCUCUAAAGCAGAAGAUUAUCAAGACUGUACCGACUGCGAGGGCAAAGGCAAAGUCCACGAGAAGCGCGACCUCAACUUCAGCUGCCACUCCGCAGCGAGCUUCCGAGGCUAGGUUUUACGAGGCGAACGGCUUGAAAAUUCCGUUAUAUAAUAAAGACGGCUUGGGCAACAAGAAGAGGCCGUAUGCUCGCUUGUCCAAGGGUCUACUCAAGUACAGCGUGGACAAAUUACUUGACAUUGUAGAGCAGUAUGCAGGCGCGGAGAAGAGACAAGAGCUGAAGGACGAGGGAUUAGCAAAAUCAAGGCUCGCGAAUUGGAUCGAAGAGAAGGAGACACUUGCUUUUGGACGCAAUCCGAAGUCGACAUUGUCUAUCGCAGAUGAAGAAGAAGCCGAUGAUGCUGAUGACGCCGUUUCCUUCCCGGCGCCCACCACCCCGACAUCUUCCAGUAUGAGAACACCAAUACAGGCCAAUACACCCUGUACAUCCAUUAACAAAAAAUAUGACUCGCCAAUUGCGACCAAAGGCAGUAUUACCUCCUGUCAAUUCACUCACCGGAAGAGGAGCGCACCUGACGGUCCAUCGGACGGCCAGCUACAUGCGAAGCUUCAGAAGCGUGACGCACUAACAAACACGGCCGCUACAAAUACCGGACAUUCGGCUAAGGAUGCAUUCAUAAGGACCCCAGUUGACUACGACAUACCAACGCUUUCGCAAACGGCAAGGCAAACAACGGUAUAUAACGUCAGAAGCUUCCGUCAAGAUGUGUUUACGCAAAGCACUGGAAUGAACCCUUUCAAUCCCGAUCGCUCUUCGAUAAUCAUUCGUGGAGAUGGUGAGAAUCAUGUACUCACGGUCACAUCUGGCCAAGGUUUUCGCAAGGGCGAGACCUACUUCCAUGAGACCACAAUACCACAUCGCGCUACCAAGGCCCACCAAUCUCCUUUCGUCCCAUAUCUGAAAGAAGGAGACCACGGACGUAAAGGUGACUUUCGAGCCGACAACGACCGGCGCACGGGCGAAGGGCAUCAGUUUGAACCGGUCGACCACCUGAAAUGGGUAGAGUUCAAAAAGUUCCGCAGCACAAUUUACGAGCAGUUUCCACACUAUCCGAAACCGGGCCAGGGGAUACCACUCGAUCUUGAGACCAAGGAUACAUGGGAUGCAUGGCAAAUUUGGUACGAUGAGUUCACGAAUAAGUACCCUGGCUAUGCCGUCGCCCACUUGUGGCCUUGUGGCUGCGAGAAGGUGAGAGACGAGGAUGAGAGUGAGGAGGAGUAA
Alternaria rosae is the source of this 1398-nucleotide messenger RNA. RefSeq lists its product as uncharacterized. The record is from RefSeq and is a predicted model, not a curated record. The transcript is spliced from 3 exons. NCBI's taxonomy places the organism in Eukaryota, Fungi, Ascomycota, Dothideomycetes, Pleosporales, Pleosporaceae. Bases 1 to 1398 code for a protein of 465 amino acids.